AUGACCUGGAACCCUACUCCAAACGGCACCUAUUUCGCAACCGGCUGUGAGGAUAUGUCUGUUCGCAUGUGGCAGGUCAUAGAAGAGGAGGAUCACUAUCAGGUCCGCCUGCAUUGGAGUUCGAUGCAUGACAGACUUACCGUGUCAAAUACCUCUAUCCAAAACGUCCAAGGCUUAAGCAGGAUAAACAUGCGGCUAUUAGAACAACGCGGCGCUGCGGGUAAGCCGAUUCAGCCUUUGGGCUUCCGUGAGGCAAGCGAAAAGCUAAUUACCAUGGCAUCCGUGGUGUAUAAACUCAAAGUGCCGUCAAACCACAAUAUGAUGGAUACCGCCGCCACGGCCGAUUCUUUCGCUGUACAGACAACAAAGCCGGUCGACUCGGCGAAUGUCUUUCCGCUUGCUUGA
This is a messenger RNA of Gamsiella multidivaricata, 405 nucleotides long. RefSeq lists its product as uncharacterized. Gene Ontology annotation, molecular function: protein binding. The coding region runs from base 1 to 405 and encodes 134 amino acids. Lineage: Eukaryota; Fungi; Mortierellomycota; Mortierellomycetes; Mortierellales; Mortierellaceae. The record is from RefSeq and is a predicted model, not a curated record. The transcript has a single exon.